CGCGAAGGCGGGGGGGGCUGUUGUUGUUUGGGGCUGUUCAGUCAAUGACAGGUCAAUGCUGAUCGCGGUUGAAUGGCAGCACCGGACAGUCGGCGGUCUCACCGGGAUUUCGAGGGAAACAGAUCUAUUCCAAACGGCGGGGAAGUGCGCAAUGCGAGGGAUAGCGGAGUUCAGACGGAUGCCAAAGUACACGGUCAUGGACCUCGACUGUCCAAAGCCAACCUCUUCACAUUGUUGAGUCUAUGGAUGGAACUUUUCCCAAAGAAAGAACCACAGCAGCGAGAGAAUGACACAGCUGGAGACAGUGGGCUUGUGGUGGUCCAUGAGUGCAGGGUUCUGGGUCUGCAUUGCUCCAGUGUGCAGUUACAUGCAGGACAGGUGGCUGUGGUCAAACACGGACCCAGACUGAAGGGAUGCGAUCUCUACUUCUCCAGAAAACCCUGCUCCACCUGCCUCAAGAUGCUCAUCAAUGCUGGUGUGAGUAGGAUAUCAUACUGGCCCGGUGAUGCUGAGAUCAGUUUGUUGUCAGGUAGACACAAUCAUACAGACUCCAGUCACCAGGAAGCCCUCUUAGAUGCCACAGCUGGAGAGAGACUGAAGUCCAACAGCAGACCCCACAUCUGUGUGCUCCUGCAGCCUCUGGACUGCACCAUGCAGCAGUUCGUGGACGAAACUUCUCAAAACUGUGACUUCCUUGGGAAGAUUGCUGCGGACAAUCCAACUCUCGAUGUUAAGGAUAUCUUUAGAAGGGAAUGGUGGAACAACUUGGAUGAAUUCUUGGAGAAGUUCUUUAUAAAUGAUGAGGAACAGCAUAAGUAUGUGCUGAACAAGAUGGGACUGGAGAGCUUCUGUGCGGAACCAAAUUUUAGCAACUUAAGGCAGCAUAUGAGGAAUCUUGUUAGGAUUCUGGCAUCUGCCGCCGCAAGCGUUCCGGUUCUAGAAGAAGAUUAUGGGUUCUUCAUGAGAGAGCCUUUAGGGACGGGUUCUCCAGCUUUACCUCAGGAUGUGGUGCGACACUGUAUCAUACAGGCCCGAUUACUGGCGUGUAGAACAGAGGAUCCUAAAUUGGGAGUUGGUGCAGUUAUUUGGGCUGAGGGAAAACAGGCGCAAUGUGAUGGCACAGGUCGGCUUUACCUAGUGGGCUGUGGGUACAACGCCUAUCCAGUGGGCUCACAGUACGCAGAGUAUCCCCAGAUGGAUCACAAGCAAGAGGAGAGACAGAACAGGAAGUACAGAUACAUCCUCCAUGCGGAGCAGAACGCGCUCACAUUCAGGAGCACAGAGAUAAAAGAGGACAACACUAUGAUGUUUGUGACCAAAUGCCCGUGUGACGAGUGUGUUCCUCUGAUCAGCUGCGCUGGAAUAAAGCAGAUCUACACCACAGACCUGGACAGCAACAAAGUCAAACAUGACAUCUCCUACCUCAGGUUCGACAAACUCAACGGCGUCCAGAAGUUCAUUUGGCAGCAGAAAUUAUCUGCUAGACAUAUGUCAGAACAAGCUGCACCGCCCACAGCAAAUGGCUACAUGAAACGAAAAGAGGAGGAAACGAAUUUUCAGUGCAAUAAGAGACUGAGAUCAUAGAAGACGUUUCGAAAGCUGCUCUCCUGCCAUGCUGGCAGCAACAGAUGAUGUUCAAAUGCUAUUUAACCUGCCAUACUCAUGCAGCAUCUUACCAUUACAAUACAGCAUAAAAGAGGGACGAUGUUUCAUUAGUUUACUAGGACAGCCUGUUCAAAGUUUCAUUAUAUGCAUUUUAGAAACGGGAUUUGUGUUGAAAACUUGGGUUUUAAAACUGCACAAGUUUAUUGCACACAAUACGUUUUUAAAUGUUUCAAAUUGAAGGGAUAAGCAGAACUGUCCAUCAUGUGUUCACACAAUAUAUUACUAUUUAAAUUUGUUCUUAAUUUACAAAGUGUAAAAUAUAUACAGUACCCAAUGUCCUUUUUUCUUUGCGAAAAAAAAGUCAACGAUGUUGCUAAUGCUUCAGUUGGUCUUUAUUGAAAUGGUACUAUUAGCAUUUCAGAUGGAAACUGCACCUGUAUGUGUAGUAGGAAAAAUUGAAAUUCAAAUUUUGAACAUGUUUUGGCAUCUUCAAUGUAACUGCUGACAAAUAUAUUGAAUAAAUUUGGCUUCAUGCGAAUAAUUUGAAAAUAGUUGCUUUAGAGUACAAAUGAAUUUGUUUCACACGGUGAGUGAUGGGUCUUAACCACCAAAGCAUAUUUCAUCCCAUAAACCUAAAGGCGAUCGCAAUAAAACAAUCAAUGUACUAUAGAGGAAAAAAGAAUGAAAUUUAAUGAAUUUUCUUCAACAGCAUAACUCAAAUAUAGUGAGUUAAAGAGGUUCAUUGCUUAAUAAAGCUAAAUAUGCUCAAUGAGAACAUAUUCAAAACAAUAAAAAGAAAUUAAGCUCCCCCUUCCAAAAUUUCUUCUCAAAUAAAAAAAAUGAGCAAAAUAGUAAAUGAACAACUCAAGAACAAAAGGCACCUGUUUGUACAUUUGUGUCCUCAUUUCAUCUUGUUUUUCAACUAUGCAACAAUCUACUUCUGUCAAAAUCAUCAAAGACAGAUGAAUCAUGGGUUAUAGCACGAAAUAUACUACAGUAAAAGGUAUACAAUAGUACAGAAAUGAAUAUUAUACUACAACUGCACUACAGUAUAAAAAGUACUUUAGUAUGAUGUACUAAAGUUAAGAAAUACUAUAGCACUAGGGUUACUAUAGUAUAGAGCAUACAAUAGUAAUACCACAGCACUAUAGCUAUACCUCACUGAUCUACAGGAAAUCUACGAGUUGGAAUAUACACUGGUUCACUUAGUGCCAAAGUUGAUUUUUCAAGAUUCUUCUAAAACGGCAACCACCUUGAGAGUAAAAUCAGCGCUUGUCUUUUUUAAAAUGUAGGUAAACAUCAAAUAAAAAUAUAUAAAAACAAAAUAGCAAUGCUUUCUGGUGAGAGAAACGGCCUGGCAGCAACUCAGAAUGUACAUGAAGACCCACAGAUGCUCUUUCUGUUUCAGCUCAGAUAAACAAUCAUUAAAAUACUGAUAAAUGAAUUCAUCCUUCUAAAUAAUUCUUAUAAAACACGAACAGAAUAAAAAGAACAGGGAGGAAAUCAUCAGGUUUGUAGUGUUCGGGCGAAUGAGAAAGGCCAUGAAAAGAUUAGUGCAGUUACAAGUCAUCAAGAGAAAAUCAACAGCUCAUAAUUAAUCUUUUGGGAAUUUCACCUCUUUUCCAGCAAUAUCCAAACAACACAAUCUCUUCUAGCAUAGCGAAACUGCCGUGUUGUGGCGCUGUUGGUACCAUGGAGAACGUAGAGUGUCCAUGCUCGCGAAAAACACCCGGAAACGGAAAAUGAAAGUUUACCUGUACUUCCUCAUCUGCACGGUGUCUUGAUGUUCUUAGAUGGUUCUUCCCAUAACUCAAACUGGCUGAUUCUUACUUUUAAAACAUCCUAUCAUGGCACAAGAGAUUGCAAUAAAACAUGAAAGGAAGAAAAAGAAAAGCAAAUAAGAACAGAGAACAUCAAUGAUCCGGAACUUUCUUUUGUAAGCAUCAGAACUAAGAAAAGACACGUUUUUCAAGAUUUUAAAUAGAAUUAUUAUUGUUAAUAUAUUUUUUGUGUUUUUUGUUUUUUUUCCUUAAUACUGCAAUAGCUAGAGUUUAGGAGG
Sinocyclocheilus grahami is the source of this 3664-nucleotide messenger RNA. RefSeq names its product cytidine and dCMP deaminase domain-containing protein 1-like. The record is from RefSeq and is a predicted model, not a curated record. Bases 73 to 1584 code for a protein of 503 amino acids. NCBI's taxonomy places the organism in Eukaryota, Metazoa, Chordata, Actinopteri, Cypriniformes, Cyprinidae. Gene Ontology annotation, cellular component: cytoplasm. Gene Ontology annotation, molecular function: zinc ion binding; dCMP deaminase activity. The transcript is spliced from 9 exons.